CUGCGAAAGCGAAAAAAUGGCGGCGCAGGGUAAGAAGAAGAUGAAAGGGAAGACUGUCAAUCUGACAGAGUUUCUGUCCGAUGACAAAGGAGGAAGCCCUGCCCCAACAUUCUCCUCCAAUAAGAUUGAUUGGGCAGCAGAAAUGGAUUCCAAUGAUUUGGAGGACUUGGAUAUAGACAUGCAUAGAUCAAUGAUUGACCGAUCUAAGUUGCCAACCGCCCCCAAAGCAGCACGUGGUCCGGAUAUAGAUCUCAGUCGAGUUCCCACUCAGCCCCCCUACACAGCCUUCAUUGGAAACUUGCCCUAUGAAACUGUUGAAGAUCACAUUGAAAAUUUCUUCAAAAGUCUUAAGGUGGUAAAUGUGAGGUUGCCCACAGACCAGGGACGGCUGAGGGGCUUUGGAUAUGUGGAGUUUGAAGACAGGCAAUCAUUGAUAGAUGCUUUGGGAAUGAAUGACGAGAUGAUGGGAGGAAGGAAAAUGCGAGUUGACUUAGCUGGACAGUCUCAAAAUGAAAAUCAGAAAAGCGGAUUUGGAGACAGAAGAAACGAGGGUCCUGACAGAACCGAUUCGGACUGGAGAAGAGGACCCCCAACAGAUUCAGAAUUUGACAGAAAUGACAGGUACCAAGACAGAAGAGGCGGUGGUGAUAGAUGGGGAGGGGGAAGAGGGUUUGAAGAUAGGGGCCCGUCAAGAGGAUUUGAUAGAGAUGAUAGGGGCCCACCAAGGGGAUAUGACAGAGAUGACAGGGGCCCACCAAGGGGAUAUGACAGGGACGACAGAGGCCCACCAAGGGGAUUUGACAGGGACGACAGAGGCCCGCGAGGUUAUGAUAGAGAUAGGGGAUAUGACCGUGACAGAGGUUUUGACAGAGGUGGCCAGCGAGACGACUGGAAUUCCCGAAGAGAUUAUGAUGACAGGGGUCCCUCAAGGGGCUAUGAUCGUGAUGGGGGUCGGGGAUACAGAGACCGAGGAUAUGAUCAUGGAGGAGACCGUGGUGAUAGGGGCUUUGACAGAAGGUCCAGGGAUCGAUAUGAUGACAGAGGUAUUGAUAUGGGAUUUGGAUCUGGUUUUAGAAGAGAUGACAGAAGAGAUGAUGGUUAUGACAGACCUAGGUAUGACAGACAGAGAAGUCCAGAGGCUAGAGAGAUGCCUGCUGAGAGACCAAGGUUAAACCUACAGCCCAGAACCAAACCAGUAGAAAAUGAAAGUAAAAAGAAUGAAGAGGGUGCACCAGAAAAGAAGGCCUCCAUCUUUGGAGCAGCCAGACCUGUAGAUACAACAGCUAGGGAGAGAGAGAUUGAGGAGCGACUGGCCAGACAGAAACUCGAGGACUCACGGAGGACCGAGGAGGAAAAAGAAAAUAGAAACAUAGAUAGGGAUAAUAGGCCACGCAGGGAUAGCGAGAAUUCUCAAGAUGGAAAUAGACGUAACUCACAUGAGGGCAGCAGACGAGAGCGAAGACUCAGCAGCAACAGCUCAAACAAAGGAGGACGUUCAGGUCCUUCACAUGGGCGGCCCAGAAAAGACAGUGAAAAAUCCAACCACUCGCAAGAGGUGUUCUCUGGUGGGGAGGAUGGUAGGGAGGAACCCAAGAGUCCACUGUCUCCCGUACACAGAGAGGAUCCGGUGAAACUCAUGCCAGCCCCUCCCCCCACAGUUAAUGCCUGGACGAAACGAAAAAGUGAAUCAGCCCAGAAACAAGGCCCGCCUUCUGACGAUGUGAAGUCUCCGCCUAAGUCCUCACCACAGAGCAAUUCCCAAGUCCCUGCCAAGAGUGAAUCUAAGUCAAAUCCUACACCAGCAGAACCUCCAGUAACAAAUGCUUGGAGCAGAGGCAAACCAGCAGACUUAAAGUCUUCUGAAUCCUCCAAGAAUAGCACGCCUCUUAAACGACCAGAGGAGAGAGGCAGUUUCCCAGGUGAAGGAAGAGGUGGAUCCAGUAGGGGUGGGAGAGGACGAGGGACACCGACCCGUGGACGAGGAGGGAAACAGAGAGCUCCAAGAGAAAAGACUAUCCCCCAGUCUAUAGAUGAAAUGCCUAAAUUUGAAGAAAAGAAAGAACAGGUGUGGACGGGUGCCAACAAGUUUGCUGGCCUUGUUGAUGAUGAAGAAGACAAUAUGGAAUCGGCCAGGUCAAAAAUGAAUUUCUCUAUUUUCUUUGCAACUCCUAUUGUUCCUCUAUGGCCUCAGAACGAAGCAAACAAUCAGUUUAUUUACUAUAUUUGCGGAGGAAUUGUCCUGAUAUACUUUUUGGUGUUGUUUAUUGCGUCCAUAUCAAGGAGAAAUGAGGCAUGCAUUGUGGUUAUUCCUCCAAAUGAAACAUACCAUGAUGAACACCUGCUACAUAAAUACCUGCUGGAAAUAAAAACCUCACUUAGACUUGGAAGUAGUUGUCAUGCUUUGGCAAGAGUUUACAUUCAGUUGGUUGGCAAAAAGAGUUCAAGUCCAUAUUAUCCUGUUGAUGCAUUUUAUUCCGGAAGAUUUCUUUUUCAAAGAGGUUGCAAUGAUAUAUUCCUUUUAAAAGUAUCAGAUGAUCUUGGAGAAAUGGAUGUUGUUAACUUCAUAAUUGUAAAGAAUAAAAAAAGUAAUUGGAAUCCUGUUGAUGUGACAGUGAUGCAUGUAGCAAGUGGAAAGAGAUGGAAAGUCCAUCACAGCAUUAUAGAUAUAGACCAGGGCAUUUCAUGUGAUGCUGGAAAAGAAAACCAAAGUACUGGAUUGAAUCAAAGAACUGUUGGUCAGUAUUGGCAGUUGCUGCUGAUGUACCACAUGUGGCUCUCUCCUUCAACAACUCCCAUUAGAUAUGGUGCCUACACCACCAGGAUCCAUGUCCUUUUUGUAUGUUGGGUCCUUUCUGUUCUGACGUUAACGACUCUAGUGUUUUUUAUUGUAACUCCCCAGAAAAAAGACAACAACAUACUUUUAGCCAUUGGCUAUGCCUGUCUUGUAACAGUGUAUGCAACUCCAAUCUUGGGUUUUAUGAAGCUAAUUCUGCAUCUUGUCAGAUCUGGGUCCAAAGAAAAGAUUAGUGAAUACAAAAAAUCACUACAAGAAAAAUGGAGAGAAGACAAAAUAGUGUUGAAUAUAAAUAUUCCAGAAGAUAGGCAGGCUGUGUGCCAAGAUAGCACUGUGUUUCAUAGUAUUUUGACAGUGAAUGAAUCUCGGUAUAGGUCUUUCUCAGAUCAGUUUCACAGUAUCUUGACAGCAAAUGAAUCAAAGCAUAGGUCAUUCUCAGAUAAGUUUCACUCCAUUGUGUCCGUAGGUAAUGUUGUUGAGACAAGCCAAACAAACUUUCCAGAUUUUCACAGUGUUUUGACUGUUACUGAAUCGCAGGAUAAAGCUUUUUCAAAUAAGCUCCCAUCAGAUGUAUCUGUGAGAAAACCUUUGCCUUUACUUCGUAAAUCUGAGGACCGUAGUUUUCAGUCUAUUAAAUCAGACAGAGAUGAUGAAACAAGCAGUACAAGGGUUUAUCACUUGUCAAGGUCUUCUCUUCAAAUACCCAGUACUGAAGAAAAUAGUCAGAUGAAGACAUCUUCACCUCAAAAGCCUGGAACUGAGGAAAAAAGCUUGAUAAAGACAUCUUCACUGCUAAAGCCAAUUACUGAGGAAGAGGGUUUGAUAAAGUCUUCUUCACUUCAAAAGCCUGGAACUGAGGAAGAAACCUUAGUGAAGAUCUCUUCCAUUCAUCACGAAAAUUCACAAAAAAUCUCCAUGACCUCUUCCAUACCUCAGAGCAAAAUCAAGUUGGAAAAACCCAAGUCUGAGUCUGUGGAGCUUAUAAUACCUUCACCAGAGAUGACUGCCAGACAAGUAGCACAGAAUAUUGUGACAUUUGUGAGAAGAGUUUUUCAUGAAGCUGUGGGUGAUACUUUAAGGAAGAGAUACAGUGAGACCAUUGAGUGUGUGCAAAAAUCCCUGGAGAUGUUGUACAUUGCCUUGAAGGAAGAAUUGUUACCUCGUCUUGAGUCUGGAAUGAAAAAUUCAAAAGGUGAAGAAGUUUUUCUUGAUGAAGAUCAACAGAGAAGUAUCAUUUUAAGCAUGAUGAAACAUGUUAAAGAGAGAGUGGCUGUGCAUUCUAACCUCUCAACUGGAAUGGUUUUAAUGAUUUGUGAAGAACUUCUUAGUUAUUCAGGGAUGUGGGAAUUUGACAAAGAACAUAAAGUUAUGUCCAGCAAAUUUCAUGAAAAUCCAGUUGAAAAUUUGGAGAAGCUUAUGGAGUCCUUCAUCUUCAAGGUAAUUCAGUCAGCUUGUGAGACAAUUUAUCAAACACCUGUGUGCCUGCAUACCAGUCAAUAUCUGUCUAGACCUUAUUCCCUGAAAAGUGCUAUUCGGAAUGUUAUAGAAGGAGACAUUGCCAGGGAUCAUGCAGUCUACAGUCUGUGUUGUGACAUCACUGAAGAAGCAGAACAGGAAGUGACAUCAGAACAUCAAGUUCCUGAAAACGUUUACCUGGAAUUCUGUAUAAAACAAGCAAUACUGAGAAAAUUAAAAAAGAUAUGUAACAGUGGGUUAUUGUUACCUGAUGAUGAAACAAAUCUAGCAGAAAUCAGGUCCAGACUGUACAGAAAGUGGCACAGGGAGGGAUUACAAUCGGAGAUGACUUUCAGUGCACUACUUGCAGAAGUUCUCCUUUUGAAGUAUGCAGAAAGUUUGGACCAGGAGGGAGUCCUGAAGUUGUGUGACAUUCUACAAAAUGAAACAGAUUUCCAGUAUAUGCAGCAGAUGAUUAGGAGGAUACUGAUUAUAGAAGUAGACAAGAGUUUAGAUUUAACUGAAUCUUUCUUUGUUUCCUCUCAUGAAUGCCAGCAAGAUUUUGAAAGUGAAAUUGAAAUUAAGAUGAACAGGACAUUUGAGUCUUUGAGGAAAUCUCAAGAGACUUUGACCCAUAGAGUGAUCUAUGAAGAGCUUCUACAACACAGGGGAAGCUACCUUGUGUCCAACAUGCUUCAGGAAUUAGAGCAUGAAGAAAUGUUGAAACAAGCCAUACAGGACAGUGUUUUCAUAACUGUUGACAGAGAUGAGACAGAUAUGAAACUUACCGAUAUAAAAGAACUGAAGAAAGAUCUGAUUCCACUUCAACGUUUCCUGACUUUUUUGGAAAGUAGAAAGAAACACAGAGAACUGUCUUCAUCUUUCUUCCAUACAUGUUGGAAAUUUCACAAGCAUUUCAUCACAGAAGCUUACCAAACUCUGACCGAAGCUGCUUUGAUGCUAACCGAGGAUUCUGUCGACAAGACACUAACACCCAAAAUUUUGUACGAACUUGAAUGGGAUAUGACCAGAGAGAACCGCAAACCACUUGCAGGUUACUGGAUGUCACUCUUUGCGAUAUUUCUGUUCUCCACGACUCUGUUUAACCUGGUUUAUGUGGCGAUGACUGGUGCACAACUGACGGUGGAUCAGAUCACUCAAUGGUCUGCAUGUUUCCUUGUGUCGGUGCUUCUAUAUGGACUGAUUAUAGACUCAUGUAUUUCCAUCUUCCUGAUGAACUGAACAAUUAAAUGUAGAAGCGGUUAAUGAAGAAGUUAAAGAAAUUUAAUAAUUUUAUCUUUGUAGUUACCCCAUAGCCACAGAAUUGGGUUGUAUUUUUUUUAUUGCAUGAGUGUUGUUCUA
Molecule: messenger RNA, 5611 nt
Organism: Saccostrea echinata
Lineage: Eukaryota; Metazoa; Mollusca; Bivalvia; Ostreida; Ostreidae
Exons: 28
Coding region: 17-5491 (1824 amino acids)
Molecular function (GO): RNA binding; protein binding
Source: RefSeq, a predicted model, not a curated record